Messenger RNA from Tricharina praecox, 1472 nucleotides. RefSeq names its product putative salicylate hydroxylase. The transcript has 3 exons. The record is from RefSeq and is a predicted model, not a curated record. Gene Ontology annotation, molecular function: monooxygenase activity; FAD binding. Lineage: Eukaryota; Fungi; Ascomycota; Pezizomycetes; Pezizales; Pyronemataceae. Bases 102 to 1472 code for a protein of 456 amino acids. Gene Ontology annotation, biological process: secondary metabolite biosynthetic process.
CUUCAGCUGGCUAGCUGUGUUCUGUACAUACGGUAGUCGGACUGAUCUGUGAGAAUCUACAUACGACCUUGACUUAUUGUACAAGACAAGACAACCACAACAUGGUGAUCAUCAGCAAGCCUAAUAGCGCACUGCGGCUGAAGGUAGUGAUUGUGGGUGCAGGUAUCGGCGGCAUGGCAGCCGCAGUGGGCUGCGGCCUCGCCGGGCACGACGUGCUGGUCCUCGAAGAUGCACCGGCCAUCGCUGAAGUUGGCGCCGGCCUACAAGUGGCACCUAACAUGAUGCGGAUCCUGACGCGGUGGGGUCUCCGCGACAUCGUGAUCGCCAGCUCGGUCUCGCUGACGAGCGUCCACAUCCGGCGGUGGUCGAGCGGCGCUCUCCUCGGCGAAGCGCCCGUCAACAAGUCGUUCGGCGACCAAUACGUGAUCCACCGGGCGGACCUUCACCGCGCGCUGUACGAGCGCGCCGUCAGGCUGCCGAAUGUGCGGGUGCGGGUGAACGCGACUGUUGUGUCGGCCGAUUUCGGCGAGGAGGAAGGGGGGAAGGGCGCGGGGGUGCUGUUGAAGGGUGGGGAAAGGGUCAAGGCCGACGUGGUCCUGGCCGCGGACGGGAUCAAGUCCCGAUUGCGGCAGCAGAUGCUUGGGCUGGACGUGGACACGCCGACGCCGACGGGCGAUGCCGCCUACCGUGUUAUCCUCCCGCGAGCGGCAAUGCUGUCCGAUCCCGACCUGCGCGAGCUCAUCGAUACUCCGCGGGGCACACGGUGGAUCGGCCCCGGACGGCACAUCAUGGCAUACCCGAUCAAGGCGCACCAGCAAUACAACAUGGUGCUGCUGCACCCGGACACGUCUGAGGGCAGCGAGGAGUCAUGGACCGCGGUGGGAACGAAGCAGGAACUGGUCGAUACGUAUAAGGGGUGGGAUCCGGUGCUGCAAAAGAUCUUUGCCUUGAUUCCCGACGAGAAGGUUAUGAGGUGGAAGCUUUGCACGCAUGGGUUUUUGGAGACGUGGACGAAAAGUCGUGUGGCGCUGCUGGGGGAUGCCUGUCACCCUAUGCUGUUUGUCGUCCCCAUCCGCCCCAUCACUCUACUUCCUCAACUAACAUGUACCAGGCCAUACGUAGCCCAAGGUGCCGCGCAAGCCGUCGAAGACGCCGCCACACUCGCGGUGCUCUUGUCCUCCAUCCCGGACAGAUCCUCCAUCCCGCAAGCUCUACGGCUCUACCAGAUCGCACGAAAAACGCGGGCGGAAACGAUCCAAGGCACGGCGAUGAGCAACCGCGAAGCACUGCACAUGCCCGACGGCCCGGCCCAGAUCGAGCGCGACACAAAGUUCGCAAACAUCUUUGGCGGUGGCGAGAACCCGGAUAAGUGGGGUGACCCCACGCAGCAGGAGUUUUUGUGGGGGUGGGACGCUGAGGAUGCUGCAAGGAAGGUGUUAGGCAAGGGAGACGGAGUCAGGAGUAUGCUGUAG